AUGGUUGGUGAUGAUGAUGAGGUUCCUGUUGCUAUUGAAAAGAGGGAGCCUAAACCUAGUACUCAUGUCAAGUCUCCUUUUGUUACUGAGUUUGGUUCUUCUGAUGUUAAAGAAACUGUGAAGAGGAAGGGAGUGGAAGUGGUGAUUGUUAGAGGAUUGGUUCCAUUUGAAAAUGAAAUAGGGCAGAAUGUUUCAAAGAAUGAUUGCCUGGAUUAUAUUUCUUGGAUUGAGGAUAAAAUGAAUUUUAAGAAUAAGAAGAAGAAAUUUUCUGAUGUCAAUAACAUUAUCAAUCCCCCAAUGGAUUAUUCAUUUGUUAAAAUUUCUGAGAAAAUGUGGUUUUACAAGCUUCAAACUUGUGGGGAGGAGCUUAUGGACACUCAUAUAAAUGUAUAUUUUUAUUACCUGAGGAAGAAGAUUAAGCUGGUUGAUGGUUUGAACAAGAGGGUUACAACUACAGACUCUUGGUUUGAUGCAACUAUCAAGGGUUUGUAUGAUAACUUUGUGGCAGCCAAAUGUGAUUCAAGCAUCAUUCGUUUUGAUAAUCUAAUUUCAGAUUACAUUAUUGGUGAAUAUUUGUUUUGUAACACUCCUUGGGUGGAUGUGGAUCAUGUUCUUUUUCCUGUGCAUGUGAAGGUUCAGUUGCAUUGGGUUUUUAUUCACCUUUCCAUUAAGAGUAGGAUGUUAACUGUCUACAAUUCUUUGACGGGGAAGAAGAAUGAGAGUAUUGCUUUGCCAUAUGUGAAGGCUUACUCUGUUGUUUUACCAUAUUUUCUAGAUUUUCUUGAUUUUUAUUGUUCUAGGAAAGAUUUGGACUUGAAUGUUGGUCCAUAUUCUGUUGGGAAGAAAGAUCCAAUUGAUUUUAACUUUGCCAAAGACUUGCCAUUUCAAGAGGAUAAUGAUUGUGGAGUAUUUGUUAUCAAGUAUGCUGAUUUGUUUAUUCAUGGGAAGAUUGAUGACAUCCCGAAGAACAUGGCUGCCAAAAUUGCUACCUAUCGUGAUUAUCUUGCCAUUAACUUGUAUAGUCAUGCAAAAAAGAAGCAGAUUGGUGGGUACAAGACAGAAGAUGAUGCUCCAUCAAAGAAAUCAAAGAGGAGGAGGAAUUAUAAGUAGAGAUGUUGGAGUUUUUUUUUUUUUAGCUGUAUUAACGACCAUGUCUUUUUUUUCUUUCGUUGUUUAACAGUGAAGUUGUGGUUUGUAACUGGGUACUGUUUUAGUACUGGACUUAUGUAUGGUUUUUCUUUUUUUUUUUUUGGUCAAUGUAAAGAAUUGGUUUCAACUUUUGGCUUAAUAUAAAGUUUUUUUUAAUGUAUAUUAUUUUAAUGUGUAUGUUUUUUUAUUCAAUAGUGUUGGAGUUUUUUUUUUUUUUAAAGUGUGAAGAUAUUGUGAUGUACAUGUUUUUUUUUUUCAUAUAGGUUUCAAUUAUUAUUGUAUGAAGAUGGUGUAACCGGUUACUUCUGUGUUAGAUUGUAAAAGCUAUAUGUUUCAGGUAACUGGUUACUGUUUCUUUAGUUUUUAUUUCUAUUUUUAAAUUUUUUUUUUAUU
This is a messenger RNA of Humulus lupulus (European hop), 1542 nucleotides long. RefSeq lists its product as uncharacterized. Gene Ontology annotation, molecular function: deSUMOylase activity. The transcript is spliced from 4 exons. Gene Ontology annotation, cellular component: nucleus. Gene Ontology annotation, biological process: protein desumoylation. The record is from RefSeq and is a predicted model, not a curated record. The coding region runs from base 1 to 1110 and encodes 369 amino acids. Lineage: Eukaryota; Viridiplantae; Streptophyta; Magnoliopsida; Rosales; Cannabaceae.